Molecule: messenger RNA, 906 nt
Organism: Cryptococcus wingfieldii CBS 7118
Lineage: Eukaryota; Fungi; Basidiomycota; Tremellomycetes; Tremellales; Cryptococcaceae
Exons: 6
Coding region: 1-906 (301 amino acids)
Biological process (GO): mRNA splicing, via spliceosome
Cellular component (GO): spliceosomal complex
Source: RefSeq, a predicted model, not a curated record
AUGUUUAAAAAGCGCUCUAGACCUGCCUCUGUCCGCGACAAACCCCGGACCGAAGAUGUAGAAGAAGGACAAGCUUCGGGCUCCGCCACUCCUGCCGGCGAGGACGAAGAUAAUGGCCACACAGUUGAAGAGCUGAUACUACUUCGCAAACUGAAAAAGUCUCAAACACACCAAGGCAUAGACCUCGAAAAGCUCAACCGCGGAGCCGACCCCGCCGACAGGGCGAAAGCUGCCAGGAGCAAAACGGAGCAAGACAUCAAGGGGGCCGAUGCGUAUGGAAUACAGAAGGGAGGAUUAAGUGGUGGUGGUGGUGGAGAUAAGGAUGACGAUCUGGCGGAUGAGACGGAGAAGGUGAAGAGGCUGGUCAGAGCCAACAACUUUACGGGGCAAACCAAUGCUCUUGAUGUGGAUAAGCACAUGACUGCCUUUAUAGAAAACGAGCUCGCCAAACGUCGCGGCCAAGCAGCCGCCACCACCUCCGAGAACCCCGAGCCGUACGACCCUCAAGCAGAGCUCUACAAGAUUGCCGAAAAGUAUCAACAGCUGGAGACGAGCAAGAAGAAGAAGGUGGACGAUGAUGAGGGGAAUGUAACCAACAGUCUAGGAAUGUUGACAAGUAUACCAGAGGUGGAUCUGGGAAUGGAUAAUCGUCUAAGGAAUAUAGAAGAGACAGAAAAGGCAAAGAGGGCGAUGAUGGAGUUGCGAAAGCAAGAGGCUGCGGCGGCGGCAGCGGCGGCGAGGGAGGCGGAGGAUCCGGGCUAUGCAGCCGCAAGAUUCUAUCGACCAAAUCAAAGAGUAGCGUCAGACCUCUAUACCUCCUCAUCAUUCGACAAUAAGCCUCAUGUCUCAAAUCGACCGGAAACAGCCACAGACGAACAAGUGUACGAGAGGUUCAAGAAGAGGUGA